CGCCGCCGCCACUCGAGCCUGGAGGUCAUUGCGCUCUCGCCCCACUCACUGCCUCUCGUUGCCUUCUCCUCCACCUUCCUCCCGCGUCUACAGCUCCCGGCCUACUGCAUAGUCGCCCAAUAUGGAGAACAACAAGCAAGAUAUCGAUCAGUCACAGUACAUUGACAAUGCCAUCCGCGCGGUCAGGGAGAAGAAGCCGCGCCCCGAGAUUGACUUCACCCUGCAUACGAUGGAGGACAACACACAAGUGAAUACCACGGAGCGCGUCUGCAAAGACGUUCAGGCGCCAGCCACCCAUCCGCCCACAGACGAGCAAUUCUUCUCCCCACAAGACCGGACAAAGCCCAACAUCCAGUUCCUCAAGCAGCAUUUCUACCGCGAAGGUCGCUUGACCGAGCAGCAGGCGCUAUGGAUCCUAAAGAAGGGCACAGAAAUACUAAAGUCGGAGCCCAACAUGCUGGAGAUGGACGCACCAAUUACCGUGUGUGGCGAUGUUCAUGGGCAAUACUACGACCUCAUGAAGCUGUUUGAAGUCGGUGGCGACCCGGCGGAGACACGCUAUCUGUUCUUGGGCGACUACGUCGAUCGGGGCUACUUCAGUAUAGAGUGCGUACUGUACCUGUGGUCCCUGAAGAUCUGGUACCCGAACACCCUCUGGCUACUUCGAGGGAACCACGAGUGCCGACAUUUGACCGACUAUUUCACUUUCAAGCUUGAGUGCAAGCACAAAUACUCCGAAGCGAUAUAUGAAGCCUGCAUGGAUUCAUUCUGCGCGUUACCUCUGGCUGCGGUCAUGAACAAGCAGUUCUUGUGUAUACACGGUGGACUGAGCCCUGAACUUCACACGUUGGACGACCUGAAGAGCAUUGACCGCUUCCGAGAGCCUCCUACACACGGCCUCAUGUGCGACAUUCUCUGGGCCGACCCACUGGAGGAGUUUGGACAGGAGAAGACGAACGAUUUCUUCAUACAUAACCACGUCCGUGGAUGCUCCUACUUCUUCUCGUAUCCUGCCGCGUGCGCUUUCCUCGAAAAGAACAAUCUGCUCUCUAUCAUUCGUGCCCACGAAGCCCAAGACGCCGGUUACAGAAUGUACAGGAAGACACGGACGACCGGGUUCCCUAGCGUGAUGACCAUCUUCAGCGCACCGAACUACCUCGAUGUAUACAACAACAAGGCUGCUGUUCUCAAGUACGAGAACAAUGUCAUGAACAUACGACAGUUCAACUGCACACCGCAUCCCUAUUGGCUGCCUAACUUCAUGGAUGUCUUUACAUGGUCAUUACCGUUCGUCGGUGAAAAGAUCACCGACAUGCUUAUUGCCAUCUUGAACACCUGCUCGAAGGAGGAGCUCGAGGAAGAGACACCCAGCUCAUUGGCAUCUGGACCGUCAUCGCCACCUCUCUCUAGCUUGGACCCGGAUUCGACCGAGUUCAAGCGACGCGCAAUCAAGAACAAGAUCUUGGCCAUCGGCCGACUUUCUCGCGUAUUCCAAGUGCUGCGUGAGGAGUCUGAGCGCGUUACUGAACUGAAGACAGCAUCAGGAGGUCGACUCCCUGCGGGCACGCUCAUGCUCGGCGCAGAAGGAAUCAAGCAAGCGAUUCACAGCUUUGAGGACGCACGUAAGGUCGACCUCCAAAACGAGAGGCUCCCACCGAGUCAUGAAGAAGUACGAAAAUCUCAGGAGGUCAGCCGAGAGCAGGCUCUCGAGAAGGCCACCAAGGAGGCAGAUAAUGACCAAGGACUCGCUACCGUCGCCAGGCGCAUCAGCAUGUCUUCUGGAUCCGGGCGUAGCAGAAGGAGCUAGGUGCCAUUCAGGCGCCCGCGAUCCGAUGGUGGAGGCGAAAUGCAAGCCCAAUAGCUAAAGGAUGUAGAGGCUUUUGAUUUAUGUAUUGGCGGGCC
Cucurbitaria berberidis CBS 394.84 is the source of this 1902-nucleotide messenger RNA. Its product is annotated as Metallo-dependent phosphatase. The transcript is spliced from 7 exons. Gene Ontology annotation, molecular function: calmodulin binding; calmodulin-dependent protein phosphatase activity. The record is from RefSeq and is a predicted model, not a curated record. Gene Ontology annotation, cellular component: calcineurin complex; cytoplasm. Gene Ontology annotation, biological process: fungal-type cell wall organization; calcineurin-mediated signaling. NCBI's taxonomy places the organism in Eukaryota, Fungi, Ascomycota, Dothideomycetes, Pleosporales, Cucurbitariaceae. The coding region runs from base 122 to 1807 and encodes 561 amino acids.